GGCUGGCGCUACAUGCAUCCAAAUCGGGUUAGGGCACGAAUUUAUACGAGAAUCAAGAUAUCCAUCAGGUUUCGACUAACAGCACAUCGUCCUCCCCUGCUUAUCCUUCCAGUAACCACAAAUUUCUGCUACUUACACAAUGAGCAAGCAUAACACCCCAUCAUUGGGUCCGGCUGUCUACGACUCUUUGCCUCCCCCCUACUCAGAACAUGAUCACAGCACGGUAUCUACAGAGCAGGCCCCGCAAUAUGAGGCCCCCCAUUUCAAUAGCUCGACCAGUGACUCAACAAGAUUGCAAGCUGCAACUAGCAAAUUCCCACCGGCCAUGAAUGGCUACAUGCCAAUGAAAUUCACUCCGGAGUUGCAUUUGGGGCCAUCGGCAUCAGAGAAGCUGUACUUUAUGUCGAUAGAUGUUCAGCACCGUAAGAGCAUACAGACGAUGAUCCUUCACGACGGGCCGACCGAUAAGCAUCCACCUCUGGCAUCACUGCAGAGUGACCCAUAUCUCCGAGAAAAGCCAAUCUCGGUGACCUUUGCAUCGCAUGGCGAGCUUCAAGAAAACUCUAUUGUAGAACCAUUAGAGGGUGUCAAGCCAUACAAACGCAUGAGCCCGACAUUCUCGAUCGCGGUUGGCGGCAGCGGCAAAGACGCCUCCUGUGAACAAUUUCAGUGGCGCUCAAGCCAUGGUAAAGAAAUCAAGGAGCUCGCCGGCCACACAACGGGUUGGAAGCUGGUGCGACUGUCGGAAACGGUGAGUGAGACAGGCGGGAGUCGCUCCCAGCGAGCGAUGGGGUGUUCCAGUGAUGGGAAGGAGAUUGUGGCUGUCAUCGCCCACAAUGCAUCGUUGAGUCUGUCGAAAGGAUUCAAGUUUGCUUUUGUGGGUAGCGGGCUUACCGGCGUCUUGGGAGAAAAAUGGGAAACCAUGACUCUCAUCACUGCAGUGUAUCUCUGGCUCAUCGAGUUUCAGAUUGCGACACAUGUUAUUCCGAUUGCAUGAGCAUUGGCUAAGGGAAGCUCUGCCAGCACGGGGUUGGCUGCUUUAUCUUUUGACCUCAGAAGUAUUUCGGCAUUUUGAUAUCUGCAUACCUCUCAGUAGCUUCAUCAUCUUCCCGUUAUAUUAUCUUUGUAUUGGAUUUUGCACUGUUGUUCAGAAAUGUGGUCGGUUACUCAACUGGAUUAAUCAACCUUUGGCAUAGGUCAAUGCUGC
Messenger RNA from Aspergillus pseudonomiae, 1207 nucleotides. RefSeq lists its product as uncharacterized. Bases 140 to 997 code for a protein of 285 amino acids. The record is from RefSeq and is a predicted model, not a curated record. Lineage: Eukaryota; Fungi; Ascomycota; Eurotiomycetes; Eurotiales; Aspergillaceae. The transcript has a single exon.